Messenger RNA from Toxotes jaculatrix (banded archerfish), 1971 nucleotides. RefSeq names its product bromo and FHA domain-containing protein DDB_G0267958-like. The record is from RefSeq and is a predicted model, not a curated record. Bases 301 to 1971 code for a protein of 556 amino acids. NCBI's taxonomy places the organism in Eukaryota, Metazoa, Chordata, Actinopteri, Toxotidae. The transcript is spliced from 7 exons.
ACCACGUCCUGUUGGCCACGGCUCCUCUGUGUUUUCCAUCUGGUCCGCAGACAUUUCUUCUAAAAACCUGUUUCUUUUUUUUAACUGCGUCGCUUUCUAAUAUUCAGGAAACUUUGCUGCACGCGUCCCGAGGAGUUUUACUGCGACACGUCUGUGCGGAGGUCCCGGUGUUUGCUCUGGCGGGCUCCAGCGUUAGCCUGUAGCUCCAAACCCGCCGCUCUGAACCGCGAUGACAGUGGACAGAGUUUUUCUUUCUGCGUAUUUCGACUGUUGACCCAAACCGGAGAUCCUCCGUUCGACAUGGCGAGCGAAAACACCGACACCAACGCGGGGAACGACGAGGAAACCGGCCCUCCAUCCGAGACAAACGAGCACGAUUAUGCCCACACCGCGGAUAGUAACUUCACUCCCACAGAGGCGUCCACUUUCUCCGGUGCGCUGCCGGGCGAUGGCGGAGUCACCGCGCAGGAAAGCUUUACUGCACCGGCUGAACAGGAGCAGAGCACGUCGGGGCAGCACGCCGCCUCUCUGCCGGUAGAGCUUCCCGAACCCGCCGUGGGUGCGGAGGUGGAUUGCCCCGGUGGAAAUGAUGUGGAAGCGCCUUCGCCGCCACCACAGACCGACGAGGACGCCCAGAAGACCGCAGCAUCUGAACUUGCCACUACCGCCUCCCCCGCCAUGCAGCGAUGUGGCCGCCGGCGUCCCAAGCGGCCGGAGGACAGGAACUGCUCCUGCUGCAAGUGUGAGUUUGAGCGGCAGGGUCGAAGCUUCAACCGGAGGGCGGUGUACACCUUCACCACCCCGGAGACUGUGCACUGGGCCUUCCCGGAAUCCGUGGUGCAUGAGAAGUCCUUCCUAUGCGAGACCUGUGCGCAGGUCAUCCGGAGCAAAUGCAAGCGCAAACAGACCGGGAAGCGGUCUCUGUGGCUGAAACCGCCUGCCCCUAAACAGUCAGAUGGGAGAGACAAGAAGAAGAAAGGCCGCAGGAUGGGCAAGAAGAGCAAAGCAGCUUUGCUGGUCAGCAAGUCCUGCUACAAGGCUGCUUUCAAAAUGCUCUGGUCCGCUAAAGGUGCCAGGAAGCCCAUGAUGGAGUUCUGGAGUAAGCAGUUAAAAGAGGAGAUGAAGGUGCUGUCGCGGCAGGCAGAUAGUCCCUUUCAUCAGAAGGUGUCUAACAGGAAGCCGCUGUCGUCCUUCCCCUGGCGACGAUGUCUGAACUGGGCCCAGGACAAAGCUCCACUUGUCCUCACCUGCCUCCGCUCGCUCUUCCCCAACAUCAACGCCCUCUCCAAGAGCAGCCACCAGCUGUCAGAGGAACAGGCCCAAACACUGUUAGAGCGCCGGGCUGUGGUGGCACUCUCCAUCCCGCUCUUCACCAGGAACAUCUGGAAGAACAAUUUCCUGCAGGCUGCUCUGGGGGCUGAGCUCCGACUGCAGGGCUGCUCCGGCUCCGCCCUCGACGCCCUCAACACCAUGGGACUGUGUCAAAACAAAGACACUGUCAGGUUACUGCUGCACAGGCUCCGCAACGGCAAGAAGACUCCAACACAGAACGGACGUCAAAGGAUGAAGCUGAAACAAGAACAGAUGAAAGGAGAACAGAUGACAGAUGUGGAGGAAGAGGAUAUUGAGGAGGAGGAGGAGGAGGAAGAAGAAGAGGAGGAAGAGGAGGAGGAGGAGGAAGUAGAGGAUGACGAGGAAGAUGAGGAUGACGAGGAAGAGGCGGAGGAAAUGGAGGUAGCAGUAGAGGAGGAAGAAGUGGAAGAGGAGGAGGUGCAGGACGGAGUGCAAGAGGAAGAAGAAGAGGAUGAUCAAGUAGCAGAGGAAAAAGAAGAGAAGAAGAGGAGGAAGAAGAUGAGAGACCGUCAGCAGGAAUCUGUUCUGUUGUUAGUCUUUGUCCAGCUGCUGGAUGAUGGAGAUCUGAUGUUCAGCCAGCUGAACCACCGCGAGUCUGAUCCCCGCUGGUUCCUGUAA